Messenger RNA from Formica exsecta, 1053 nucleotides. RefSeq names its product 40S ribosomal protein S19a-like. Gene Ontology annotation, biological process: ribosomal small subunit assembly; translation. The record is from RefSeq and is a predicted model, not a curated record. Lineage: Eukaryota; Metazoa; Arthropoda; Insecta; Hymenoptera; Formicidae. Bases 542 to 1003 code for a protein of 153 amino acids. Gene Ontology annotation, molecular function: RNA binding; structural constituent of ribosome. The transcript has 3 exons. Gene Ontology annotation, cellular component: ribosome; cytosolic small ribosomal subunit.
CGAAACAGAAAAUCCCUUGAAAAGGGCACCUGCUCCAUCAGAACGUCGGCCAUGGCGUGAUUCGCGCGCGUCUUAAUUCUCGGCGAAGUUAAUACUCGACAGAGGAUACGGAUCAUAAUCGUCUUUAGAUGACUUACAUUAGUGCCGUCACGGGUAUCGUCGCGCACUGAUUCGUCACACGAUCUACGUAACAAUGACUGAUGACGAUGAUAAUCCGCCACUUUUACACAUAUCGUAUCCAUUGAGCAACAUUAUGCAAUAUGUACAGGAGAUAAAGCUAUUUCCUGUAAGGCUAUAUAACCUCUUUUAAAGCACACUGAUUUGUUAUUAAUUGACUAAUUGCUGAAUCAGAAAAUUUAUUCGUAUAUCAACCAACUUUGGCAUGAAUUACCUAGUCUGUCCUCAUUGAACGAUAUCCUGCCAACGUCGGUCACGCCAUUUUGGGAUCGAGGUUGCCCAUCUUGAGAAAUUUCAUGAUCCUAGCCGUUUUCUCCCAGACUCUGCUCGCUCUGCUCUUUCCGGUUAGCGCUCUCUUACCAAGAUGCCGUCUGUAACUUUAAAAGACGUGGAUCAGCAAAAAUUUGUGAAGGCUUUUGCAGCCUUUUUGAAAAAGACUGGCAAAAUGCGUGUGCCAGAAUGGGUGGACAUUGUGAAGACAGCUAAAUUCAAGGAACUGGCUCCUUACGAUCCUGAUUGGUAUUACAUUAGAUGCGCAGCCCUGGUGCGUCACAUUUAUAUUCGUAGCCCGAUCGGAGUCGGUGCCGUUACAAAGAUCUUUGGUGGACGCAAACGUAAUGGUACUCAUCCCAGUCACUUUUGCCGAUCGGCGGGUGGUGUUGCGCGCAAGGCACUCCAAAGCCUGGAGCAGCUGAAGUUGAUCGAGAAGGCACCUCUUGGUGGACGUAAAUUGACUAGUCAGGGACGCAGGGACUUGGAUCGAAUAGCUGCGCAGGUUAAGGCUAAGAGCAAAAAACAGCUUAAGCUUCAAGAGACUGUACUUUAAUAUUAUUUUAUGUUUCUAUAAUAAAAUUAGAAAACAUUUAAACCUUUAAA